GACCUUCUAUUUGUUAGGGUUUAAAGUUGGUUAGAACCUCACACUGAUUUUCAUUUCAUCGUUGACACUACAAUGGGAUUCUGGGGGAUUGAAGUGAAACCUGGCAAACCGGUUCCUUAUCAUGCUGACAAUGUGCAAGGAAAGCUUCAUGUCACUCAGGCUACUUUAGGCAAUGGUUCAUCAACCGAGAAAAGCAUUCUUCAGUGCUCUUCUGGACACAAAAGUUCAGUUUUUUUGUGUACGUUGCUACCAAAUAAGGUUGAGUCGUGCCCUCUGAAUCUUGAGUUUGAUGAUGAGGACUUGGUGGCAUUCUCAGUCAUCGGUUCACGGAGCAUCCAUCUUUCCGGUUAUUUUGUAGCAGAUGAUGGCGACGACCUGAGGGAUGACUAUGAGUAUGAUUCAAUGGGAGAGGACGUGGGAACUGAUUCAGAGGAGUCAUCUGAAUAUGAUAGUGAAAAUGGAUAUGAUGAACACUUUUUUGACGAUAGUGAUAUGGACACGUACACAGCUUCGCCAGUCCCAAAUAGUGGAGUUGUGAUUGAGGAAAUACACGACGACAUUGAGCCUGAAAAUGGAGAUAAUUCAGCAAAGCAAUUGAAGAAAAAGGAACAACCAGCUCUCUUGAAAGAGAAACCCAGCAAAAAAGAAAGUGAGCCAGAUCUUGUUCUGGAAAGUGAAGAUGAAGAUGGUUUCCCAAUUUCCACUUCAAAGCAAGCUAAAUCUGAGUCUCAGAAAAGAGAAGCAGCGGCAAAAGAACAAACGGUCAAAAAAACCGGGAAGUCCAAUAAGAAGGCAAAAGAAGCUGAACAUUCUGCUGGCUUAAAGCGAAAAGGUGGAAGGGCUGAUGAGGACGAGCAGCUGCAAGAUGGGAAAAAGAAGAAGAAGAAUAAGUCGAAAGAUGAGGAAAUUGCUCAUGUACCCGAGACUAAUGUUACUGUGGUAGAUGAAAAGCAUUCUGAAGGCGAGGAGAUUAAAACUACAACUAAUCAGAAUGAUGUUUCCCAUGCAAAGGACGAACAUGAUGGAAAACUAUCCAAUGAUGAAGUCCUUGUUGAGAAGAAAAACAAGAAGAAAAAGAAGAAAAAGAACAAAGAGACUGAAGGAGUAGCUUCUGGGAAUGAAAUCGCUACAACUGUUGAAAAUCAGAAGUUGUCUACCUCUGAGGAAAAAGGGAAAGGUCAAGCUGAAGCCAAGCCAUCUAACGUGAGAACAUAUGCAAAUGGGUUGGUUAUAGAGGACAUAUCUAUGGGUAAACCAGAUGGCAGAAGAGCCGAACUUGGAAAGAAGGUCAGUGUUAAAUAUAUUGGCAAACUGAAAAAAGAUGGGAAAAUAUUUGACUCAUGUGUCGGAAAAGCAUCUUUUAAAUUUCGCCUUGGUGUAGGACAAGUCAUCAAGGGGUGGGAUGUUGGAGUCAAUGGGAUGAGGAUUGGUGACAAAAGAAGAAUUACAAUUCCACCAUCUAUGGGAUACGGAGACAAGCGCGUUGGGGCAAUACCACAAAAUUCUUGGCUUGUAUUUGAUGUUGAGUUGGUUGGUGUUGGCGGCAACUAACUUCAAAAAUUCUGCAGUCAUACUGCUUCAGAUUUGUUAUGUUCUGGUCUUAUCAGGGUGAGAAAAAUGUUAAUGCCCAUCAUUCAUUUGCCAUUUUUUGGAAUUGGUUUUUACCUCUCGAGUAUGCAAGAGGUUAGAGCUGAAGUUUUGUAGGAAAUUAUAGUUACAAUUUGCUUUUCUUCAUCCGUACAAUGUUGUUGGUUAUCCGGAGUGUGAAUUUGAUGGAGACUUUAUAUCAGAUAUAUGGAUGAUUUACAUUUA
Vicia villosa (hairy vetch) is the source of this 1812-nucleotide messenger RNA. Its product is annotated as peptidyl-prolyl cis-trans isomerase FKBP53-like. The record is from RefSeq and is a predicted model, not a curated record. Gene Ontology annotation, molecular function: peptidyl-prolyl cis-trans isomerase activity. The transcript has 11 exons. NCBI's taxonomy places the organism in Eukaryota, Viridiplantae, Streptophyta, Magnoliopsida, Fabales, Fabaceae. The coding region runs from base 73 to 1551 and encodes 492 amino acids.